AUGGAUGCAGCAGAAACAAGCGUGCUUUCGACCGAAAAUCAAUCUUUGGCCCAAGAAAUAAAUAGUGUAUCGGCCAGUAUUGUCAAUCAACAGGUAUGUUGAAAAAAAUGGCAUAAAAACAAGUCGGAUUCCCCAAUGUUUCCCCCAAAAAUUAUUUCACAAAAAAUGCUCAAAAACAAAUCUCAUUAUGACAAUCAUUAAUUUUAUCGAUAGAAAGUUUUAUAAUUGAUUCACCAACUUUCCCCCACGAUUUUUUUUUCAUAAGAACAUAACGAACAUAACUAUACAGCAGAUAAAAGGACAAUUGUCUACUUUCGAUUUUGUUUCUCCAGGGACGUUGCGAAGUCAUUAGUGAGCUUAAGCAAGAGCGACGUUUUUGUCAACACGAACGUUGAUAUAACUCAUUUUGCAUGCAUUUUGUAUCAUAGCGCUCGUAUAAAGAAGCAAAAAAUUUAAAAAUCUUAUGUGUAAAAAGAUUAAUACAAACUGAUGCAAACACAGUUUUUAAUCCAGUUUCCCCUCGGCACUCUGGCGUCCGUGUUGACAAAAACCUCGCUUGUUUAAGCUCGCUAUUAACAUUUGGGGCGCGGGGGGGGGGGGUUGUCGAGUUGUUUUGACCAACUUUUCCAAACAAUUGAGCCAAACAGUAAAAAAUGUUCCGGGAAAUUUCCAGCGUUUCUCCAACAAUUUACCAACUUUAACUAGGAAUGUUCGGUAUGAGAAAUUUCCGGUAUCGGUAUACCGAAAAAAUUAUACCGGUAUUAUCGGUAAAUUUGAAGGAAAUUUUGAGUAAUUCUAAAAGGGAGAACGAUAAUUUCGAAGCUGUUUCGAACAUGUUUCGAAAGACACGUACUCAGUGUAAAAUCUCACUGAAGUGGAAAUUCUAAAUCAUUGCAGUAGAAAGUUCUUUGAAUUGCCAUUCAGUAGUAAAAUAAAGGUUAUGGUUUCGCCAUAUAGUUGGUUAAUUUAACACGGUAUACCGAAAAAUUCCAGUUAUCGGAAAUUUCGGUGUAUCGGUAUGGUUGAAUAUCCGGUAUCGAUAUACCGAUAUUGAUUUAAUAGCGAUAUUUUCGAUAUAUCGGUAUACCGAACAGUCCUAACUUUAACCUGCAACUAUGACCACAUUUUCCCAUUUUGAUCUUCAUCUUCUAUAGACUACAUAUAACAGUUCUUCCAAAUGAUUGUGUAUCUAUAAUAUUCCAAGCAGUACUAAGCUGUAUAUUAAUCAAAGUAAUCAUAAUUUUUACCUAAUUAAAAUUUGACAAUUUCGUUACACAAAUGUUGCCAUAUAUUGCAGAACAACGAAAGCGAGAGUAUUUUAAGCUGCUACGUCUGCCAUUUAACCGACUCCUCUGACGAGAAGGGUCACCUAAGAAAAUUUAGUGACAGUACAUGGACAACAAUAAAGCAUGUUGCUGCCCUGUGCAAGAAUUUGAAAUCUGACAAAUACCUUGGGGUUACACAAACAAUUUUGUCUAGCACUGAUCGUGAAUCCUUAUCUAUCGGCUAUCACGCUUCCUGCCAUAAGAGUUACACAGCAGUAAAACGUGCGAAAGAAGAUCUGGCACCAGAUGAUGAAUCCGCGACAAAAAUUCGGUGUACCGAGACAAGACGUUCCAGUGCGUUUCCGAAGUCGGAUAGGCAAGGUAUAUUGAAAGGGACUUGCAUUUUCUGCAGUAAAAGUCGAAGAAAGAAAAAUGGAAAAGACGAGCCCAGACUGAAGGUUGCGACAAUUGCCGGUUGCGAGUCACUCUACCAUAGGGCAAAGUUUUCGAAAAACGAACAUAUAAAGAGUCUUGUUCGGAGUGGUGUAGACCUUAUUGCAAAAGAAGCAGAGUAUCACAAAUCCUGCCGUGUACAGUUUUUGAAAGAUACCGACAAACAAGAUAAACCCAUGGAAACGACAUCAUCGCAGUCCUGUCACAAAAUGGCAUUUGCAUCUUUACUUUCCUUUAUCCAGGAUGAAGUUUUGGCAAAGCAUCGAACAAUAUUCGUCAGUGAUUUACUUGCCAUGUACAAGGAGGAAUACGCCAGUAUUGGGGAAAGUGGGACAGAAUCAGAUGUACCGGUUUACACUGCUCAAAAUCUUACUAGAAAGAUAAAAGAUCAUUUGAAGGAUAGAGUUACGAUAACACUGGUAAACCAGCGAAAAGGUAACUGUAUCCAUAGUUCUGAUAUUCCAGAAGAGGAAGCCCAUAUUCGCCUUCAUGAAGAUUCGAAGCGGUACGAAGAAAAUAGCAAAUUAAGAUGGGCCGCUCUACAUCUCAGAUCUCAAAUUAUGAAGCUUCCAAAAACCAGGACACCUAAUCCGGCGACAGUGCAAACUUUGAAGGAAUGCGCCCCGGAAAUGCCAGAACAGUUAGACUUGUUCUUGAGAAGUCUUCUUGGCA
Messenger RNA from Paramuricea clavata, 2390 nucleotides. Lineage: Eukaryota; Metazoa; Cnidaria; Anthozoa; Malacalcyonacea; Plexauridae. The record is from the annotation of a GenBank genome assembly.